AUGUCAGCAGAUGUAGAGAAAACACAUCUGGAAAUAAAACCGGAAGAAAUUAAAGUUGAAGAGGAGGAGAAUACCCUGCUAGAGUCAGAGUCCUUGAUAGACUGUCCUACAGUAGAGAUAGACAGUGACAUGAACCAGGAUGAGGAUACUGUAUGUUUAGAGAAUGAUGAUUAUAUCAGACAAUCAGAGAGUGACUUAAAUGUUUUCAGAGACAGUAGUACAACCAGCACAGCAGAUGUAAGCUUUACCAGUGAUGUACGUACAGCAGAGAGACAUGAUACGUCGCAUGGUUAUGGUUUGGAGU
This is a messenger RNA of Candidula unifasciata, 304 nucleotides long. The record is from the annotation of a GenBank genome assembly. NCBI's taxonomy places the organism in Eukaryota, Metazoa, Mollusca, Gastropoda, Stylommatophora, Geomitridae.